Tachysurus vachellii is the source of this 3945-nucleotide messenger RNA. It is a transcript of the gene prkg3, whose product is annotated as protein kinase cGMP-dependent 3. The record is from RefSeq and is a predicted model, not a curated record. Lineage: Eukaryota; Metazoa; Chordata; Actinopteri; Siluriformes; Bagridae. The coding region runs from base 225 to 2261 and encodes 678 amino acids. Gene Ontology annotation, molecular function: cGMP-dependent protein kinase activity; ATP binding. The transcript has 22 exons. Gene Ontology annotation, biological process: protein phosphorylation.
UGUCAGAGAAACCGUGAGGGAUUUCUGGUUGUGCUAUUUGUGAUAAGGACACAGAAUUGUUUACGGAGUUAAAGACGUUUGGAAAACAGGUAGCAGUGGCAUUGAAUUAAUACGUUGUGUAAGUGUGAAGCAUGUGCAAAUUGGAGCCGACUCAUGAGUGAAAUAUAAAAGCAGUGUGGGACCGGAUGUGAGCAGAAGACUAUUUCAUCUGCACAGGGACAAGCAUGGAGGCCAAGCUGACGGAACUCCGGCAGAAACUGGAGAGGCAGUGCCAAAUUAACCAGGAGCUGCAGAAUGAAAAUCAUGACCUGGCAACCAGGUUGAAAGAAAAGGAGAAACUCUUGGAGGAGCUCCAGAGUCGUUUGGAUGGGCUGGAUUUGUCUCAGAGAUACAGUAAUGACAGCGUGGAGGUUCGGGAGAGCCGAGCAGCAGUCAUGGCUCCAGAGCCGAUUCCAGAUGACAUGGACAUCUCGACCACUAGGGUCAAAAAGACUGCCAGUGAAAGAGCUCAGAUCAUUAAUGCAAUGCAGAAAAACGACUUCCUGCGUCGUCUUGAUGAGGAGCAGAUCAGCAUGAUGGUGGAGCUCCUUCUCUCUCUGGACCUCUGUCCUGGUGAUGAAAUCAUUAAAGAAGGCACAGAGGGUGACAGCAUGUACAUUGUUGCAGCUGGAGAACUUCGAGUUACUCAGGCAGGGCGUAAUCUGCGAACUCUGAUCUCUGGAGAUGUCUUUGGAGAGCUGGCCAUCUUGUACAACUGCAAACGAACAGCUUCGGUCAAAGCGGUCACUGCGGUUAAAUUAUGGUGCAUUGAGAGACAGAUAUACAGAAGUAUUAUGGCAAUCAAGUCCAAGAAGAAACGAGAGCAGCUGAUGGGCUUCUUAAAGACAGCUCGCACCUUCAAAUCUCUGAGUGAUGAACAGCUCUCCAGCAUCAUUGACUCCAUGGAGGAGGUGAAGUUUCAGGAGAAUGAGGUGAUCGUGCGUGAAGGUGCAGAGGGAGACACAUUUUACAUCAUCCUCAAUGGAGAGGUCGAGGUGACAAAGAAAGUGAACGGGCAGCAAAAACUCAUCCGUACGUUAAGACAAGGGGAUCAUUUCGGAGAACUGGCUCUUAUACGUGAGAUUUUGAGAACGGCAACCUGCACUGCUUUGGGAUCAGUCUCCUGCUUCACUAUCGAUAAGGAGGCUUUUGAGGAGACAAUCCCAGUAGAAAGCCUGGAGCUACAUGAUGAUCCAGAUCUUCAGGAAGACACCUCCAUUUCAAAAAAACAUAGCUCAGCAUAUUCUCUACAGCUGAAGGAUUUGAUCCCAGUCCUGUACCAGGAAGGACGUUACCAAGGAAGCCCCGUCACCCUUGGAGUCGGGGGGUUUGGACAAGUGGAACUGGUAACCACGCUGCAUCAUGGGAAAUACUUUGCCCUGAAAAAGAUCAGCAAAAAGCUCAUCAUACAAAAGAGGCAAGAAGAACAUGUUCUGUUCGAGAAGAAGCUAAUGCUGGACAUUGAGUGUGACUUCAUAGUCAGGCUUCAUGGAACGUUUAAAGACUCCCGCUACAUCUAUAUGAUCAUGGAUUUCUGCUCAGGGGGCGAGAUCUGGACCAAGCUAAAAGAAGUACGGCGUUUUGAAGAGAACAUAGCCGUGUUCGUCGCAGCAUGCGUGGUCGAGGCUUACGCCUACCUCCAUAAAAAAGACAUCAUGUACCGAGACCUGAAGCCAGAGAACCUCAUGCUGGACUCCAGGGGAUACAUCAAACUAGUGGAUUUUGGUUUUGCUAAGAAGCUCCGGCGAGGACAGAAGACAUACUCUUUCUGCGGAACUCCAGAGUACAUGGCUCCAGAGAUUAUUCAGAAUCACGGUCACGACUUCGCUGCUGAUUUCUGGUCUCUAGGUGUUCUGAUCUAUGAGCUUCUGGCCGGCAGCCCACCUUUUUCCAGCUCAGAGCCACAGAACAUCUAUGCUAAGAUACUGGAUGGAGUGAUAAAGUAUCCCUCACACAUAGGAGAGGCUGCCAGAUCUCUUAUUAGCAAACUCUGCAGACCACGUCCAGGUCAAAGGUUAGGAAACACCAAAAAUGGAAUCAAAGACAUCCGUAAUCACAGGUGGUUUAACAACAUGAACUGGCACAAACUGAGAAUGAAACAGAUCACUGCUCCUACAGUUAAACUCAUCAGAAAGGGUCCGUGCUACAUCAACUUUGACCGUUUCCCGUUCGAUAAGAGCCUGGCCGAGGAGGAUUUCUCCAAGUGGGAUCAAGAUUUCUAAGAGUUGUUGAGUUUAAGGGCCCUGCACACACUCUUCCUCUUAACAAGCAUCUGUGGACUUCUUUGGGCUGCGUGUUCUAUCACGUUUGUGGAAAAACAGAAAAUAAUUCAGUAUUAAGAAAAAGCUUGUAAUUCAGAGAAAGCUGUCUGGACCAUCUGCUUUGCUAGGACCUGUGUGGAGACCUUAAUCAAAGACACAUUAACAAGGUGUAGAGACUGAGAAUAUAUCACGCUUUGGGGUGGUUUUUUCUUUGUUUUGUUUGUGAGAGAAUUUGUUCAUUUUUAUUUUAACCCCAGAUACAAUUUUUUUGUAAAAAUUGCAAAAUUUGCUUACUUAAUUGUUUACUGAGAAAGAAAGAGAGACAUGUGACGAGCGCUAGAUGUAACCAACAUAUUCUCUAAACUCAACACAUACGACAUGUACAGCAUAUACGACAUUUCUCUAGUAAGUUACCAAAUUUGCUUGAUAGAAUUUUUUUGAAUCUGGUCAAAGGUUGUGUAUUUUUUUUAUAUAUUUUUCUAAAUAACAGAACUGAUCAGACAGUCGUUCCCAGACCCUCAUGAGGAUAUCAUGAUAUUGUGAUCAUGGAAAUGAACACAAAAUCAUGCAAAUUGAUCGUUUGCGCUUUUUCACAGAUGUGUUCAUUCAAAGCCAUCUUUGAUUCACGUGUGAUGCACAUGAGUACAUCUUUCACAGAAAGUAAUUACAUAUGUCUCUUUUCUGGAAGGGGUUUCACUGGAGAAGGCAACCAUUUUAGGCCACAAUAGCUCCAUGAAUGCCUCUGAGUUCCAGGCUGUAACAUGAACAAUACAUUUUUUUAUUACUGCACUAAUUAUUUCAAAGGAUAUGAUAUCCUUUUGUCGAAUAAUGUAGAAACUGAGGGGAGAAAACAGUAUAACAGGAGUAUAACAAAGGGAAAAAAAUUCAUUCAUAAAUGAUUGGGGAAAGUUUACUGUUAGGAAACGUUGGAAGGAGUCUCCGGUUUCAGCCGUGUGAAACAGGCUGUAGGUUUCUACCAUGUGACGGUCUUUUAAAUAAGGCUACAACAACAUGGUACAUUUUGUACCUUGGACUUGACAAUUAUGAAUAUAAACUCCCUGCAACAUUGACAGAAUGAUAUCUGUGCACACUCCAGAAGUGUUUGUCUAAUAAAUAGCAUGUAUCUUUAAAGGGCAUAAGAACUUGAUAAUGUUAUUUCUCCCUUAUGUCUACAUUACAACCUCAACCAAAUGUUUAUCAUUAAGUUUUCAUUCAUUCAUUUUCUACCGCUUAUCCCAACUUCUCGGGUCACGGGGAGCCUCAGACGUCAUCGGGCAUCAAGGCAGGAUACACCCUGGAUGGAGUGCCAACCCAUCACAGGGCACACACACACACUCUCAUUCACUCACACAAUCACACACUACAGACAAUUUUUCCAGUGAUGCCAAUCAACCUACCAUGCAUGUCUUUGGACCGGGGGAGGAAACCGCAGUACCCGGAGGAAACCCCGAGGCACGGGGAGAACAUGCAAACUCCACACACACAAGGUGGAGGUGGGAAUCGAACCCCCAACCCUGGAGGUGUGAGGUGAACGUGCUAAUCACUAAGCCACCGUGCCCCCCUCUUUACGUUUUUUUGUUUGUUUAUUUAAUUUUUUAUUUUUUAUUGUACAUACAAUACCUGAAUAAAUGAAACAUUUCCAGAA